CGUUGCGGGGAAGAACUUCGGCAGGGAUGGCACCUCCGAAGCUUGCAUGAUGUGACAGAAUGAAAGACCGCAACCGUGUUUAGAAGUUCGAUUCAACAUUGAAAUUGUCAGCAGCCCACACAGCAUGGCGGACGCGAAGCAGCAGAUAAUGGACCAGGUCCGACAACAGGCCGCCAUCAGCAACGCACGCGCACUCAUCGAAAAAGUGAACGAGCAUUGCUUCGAACGCUGUGUACCAAAGCCAGGCACCUCCCUCUCCUCAACAGAAUCGACUUGCUAUACGCACUGCAUGGAGAAGUACAUGGCUUCGUGGAAUAUUGUGAGCCGACAAUACCUGGCCCAGAUACAAAAAGGCGUCAGUGGCGCAGGCGCCGCGAUGGGAGGUCUAUGAAGCUGUUGGUCUACCUGGUGAUUGGGCAAGGUCUUCGGCGCACUUGUGGAAAGUAUACAGCUGCAUGCAUUGCAAGGUGUUAAGGAGCGAUACGAUACUCACAUGUCUGGAGGUAUUCCGAAAAGAGGCUAUAAGAGGCGA
Molecule: messenger RNA, 532 nt
Organism: Baudoinia panamericana UAMH 10762
Lineage: Eukaryota; Fungi; Ascomycota; Dothideomycetes; Mycosphaerellales; Teratosphaeriaceae
Exons: 2
Coding region: 125-391 (88 amino acids)
Source: RefSeq, a predicted model, not a curated record